UUUACUUCCUGUGCAGCUGCUGCUGGACACAGCCAGAGCACUGAGAGAUAUCAGGUAUUGCUGUAACUGGAGUGAAUAACGGAACCUUCUUCCUGAGCACAGACAUUGGAGCCUGUUAUCAGCAUGAGCUCAUAUGUGUUAGACACGUUCAGAGCACUGAGAGAUAUCAGGUAUUGAUGUAACUGGAGUGAAUAAGGGAACCUUCUUCCUGAGCACAGACAUUGGAGCCUGUUAUCAGCAUGAGCUCAUAUGUGUUAGACAAACACUUGAAUAGUUCAUAUCCAUCCUUCAUGACAGGAAGCAUCAGAAUGAUACCGCAAACUCCAAAAGUCUUAGACACCAAUGACAAUUCACCAACUUUGGGGAACGCACAGCAGAUAUUUGUUAAAUUGGCAGGAACUGAGCAGCAGUCUUUAUGUACAGAGAGUAAUUUAAUCAUCAAACAAGAGGACAACAUGUAUGCCUUAUCUAGUGAAAUGAUUAUCCCAGAGGAUACACCACACACAUUUACUGGGUUUUCAAAACAUUUAAAAGAAGGGAAACGUCUUAAGUCUAGCCAAAUGAUUCAUACCAAUAAGAAACCAUUCAAAUGUACAGAAUGUGAGAAAGGCUUCACAUGUAAUUUGCAUCUCCCUGAACACCACACAGUUUACACAGUUGGGAAACCUCACACAUGUACAGAAUGUGGGGGAUGUUUUACUUCCAAGGGAAACCUAUCUGAUGAAAAUACCCACACAGAACAAAAUCCUUUCACAUGUACAGAGUGUGGCAAAUGUUUCAUACCAAGGACAAGCCUUAUACCUCAUGAAAGGACCCACACAGGGGAGAAACCAUUAAUAUGUGCUGAUUGUGGGAAAGGUUUUAGAUUUAAGUCUGAUCUGAAAUCUCAUGAAAUAAUUCACACAGUACAAAAACCUUUCACAUGUACAGAGUGUGGAAAAAUGUUUACACACAAGAGUAAUCUAAAAUCUCAUGAAAGGAGUCACACAGGGGAAAAGCCUUUCACAUGUACAGUGUGUAGAAAAAGUUUUACACAAAAGGGUGAUCUGAAAAAGCAUGAAAGGAGUCACACUGGAGAAAAACCUUUCACAUGUACAGUGUGUAGAAAAAGUUUUACACAUAUGAGUACUCUGAAAAAUCAUGAAAGAAUUCACACAGGAGAAAAGCCUUUCACAUGUACAAAGUGUGGAAAACAUUUUACACAAAUAAAUAUUCUGAAAAAUCAUGAAAGGAUUCACACAGGGGAAAAGCCUUUCAAAUGUACAGAGUGUGGAAAAUGUUUUACACAAAUAAAUAGUCUGAAAACUCAUGAAAGGAGUCACACAGGAGAAAAGCCUUUCACAUGUACAGAGUGUGGAAAAAGUUUUACACAAAAGGGUGAUCUGAAAAAGCAUGAAAGGAGUCACACUGGAGAAAAACCUUUCACAUGUACAGUGUGUAGAAAAAGUUUUACACAUAUGAGUACUCUGAAAAAUCAUGAAAGAAUUCACACAGGAGAAAAGCCUUUCACAUGUACAAAGUGUGGAAAACAUUUUACACAAAUAAAUAGUCUGAAAAAUCAUGAAAGGAUUCACACAGGGGAAAAGCCUUUCAAAUGUACAGAGUGUGGAAAAUGUUUUACACAAAUAAAUAGUCUGAAAACUCAUGAAAGGAUUCACACAGGAGAAAAGCCUUUCACAUGUACAGAGUGUGGAAAAAGUUUUACACAAAUAAAUGGUCUGAAAAGUCAUGAAAAGAGUCACACCAGGGAAAAUCCUUUCACAUGUACAGAGUGUGGAAAAAGUUUUACACAUAAGAGUAGUCUGAAAACUCAUGAAAAGAGUCACACAGGGAAAAAUCCUUUCACAUGUACAGAGUGUGGAAAAAGUUUUACACAUAUGAGUAGUCUGAAAACUCAUGAAAAGAGUCACACAGGGAAAAAUCCUUUCACAUGUACAGAGUGUGGAAAAAGUUUUGCACAAAUAAGUCAUCUGAAAACUCAUGAAAGAAGUCACACAGGAGAAAAGCCUUUCACGUGUACAGAGUGUGGAAAAAGGUUUACACGAAUGGAUAGUCUGAAAAUUCAUGAAAGGAGUCACACAGGAGAAAAGCCUUUCACGUGUGCAGAGUGUGGAAAAUGUUUUACACUUAUAAGUCAUCUGAAAACUCAUGAAAGGAGUCACACAGGAGAAAAGCCUUUCACAUGUAAAGAGUGUGGAAAAAGUUUUACACAAAUAAAUAGUCUAAAAACUCAUGAAAUGAUUCACACAGGAGAAAAGCCUUUCACAUGUACAGAGUGUGGAAAAAGUUUUAUACAAAUAAAUAGUCUAAAAACUCAUGAAAGGAUUCACACAGGAGAAAAGCCUUUCACAUGUACAGAGUGUGGAAAAAGUUUUACACAAAAGGGUGAUCUGAAAAAGCAUGAAAGGAGUCACACUGGAGAAAAACCUUUCACAUGUGCAAAUUGUGGAAAACGUUUUGCACAUAUAAGUCAUCUGAAAACUCAUGAAAGAAGUCACACAGAAGAAAAGCCUUUCACGUGUACAGAGUGUGGAAAAAGGUUUACACGAAUGGAUAGUCUGAAAAUUCAUGAAAGGAGUCACACAGGAGAAAAGCCUUUCAAAUGUAAAGAGUGUGGAAAAAGUUUUACACAAAUAAAUAGUCUGAAAACUCAUGAAAGGAGUCAGUCACACAGGAGAAAAGCCUUUGUCAAUAGUUCAUAUCCAUCCUUCACUACAGGAAGCAUCAGAAUGAUACCGCAAACUCCAAAAGUCUUAGACACCAAUGACUAUUCACAAACAUUGGGGAAAUCACAGCAGAUAUUUAAAGAAGAUGGUGAAUUGGCAGGAACUGGGCAACAAUCAUUAUGUACAGAGAGUAAUUUAGUCAUCAAACAAGAGGACAACAUUUCUGACUUAUCUAGUGAAAUGAUUAUCCCAGAGGAUAAACCACACACAUUUACGGAAUACUCCAAACAUUUUAAGGAAGGGAAAAGUCUUAAGUCUAACCAAAUGAUUCAUACAAAUAAGAAACCAUUCAAAUGUACAGAAUGUGAGAAAAGCUUCACAUGUAAUUUGCAUCUCCUUGAACACUACACAGUUCACACAGUUGUGAAACCUCACAUGUGCACAGAAUGUGGUAGAUGUUUCAUAUCUAAACAAAGCCUUAUGUAUCACAAAAAGACCCACACAGGGGAGAAACCUUUCACAUGUAAUGAGUGUGAGAGAUGUUUCAGAUCCAAAGCAAAUCUCAUAUCUCAUGAAAAGACCCACAUAGGGGAGAAAUCUUUCACAUGUACAAAAUGUGAAAAAAGUUUUACACAUAAGAGUAAUCUGAAAACUCAUGAACGGCUUCACACAGGAGAAAAGCCAUUCACAUGUACAAAGUGUGGAAAAGGAUUUAGGAUCAAGAGUGAUCUAAAAUAUCAUGAUAGGAUUCACACAGGUGAAAAGCCUUUCACAUGUACAGAGUGUAGAAGAAGUUUCAGACAUAUGAGUAGUCUGAAAACGCAUGAAAGGAUUCACACAGGUGAAAAGCCUUUCACAUGUACAGUGUGUAGACAAAGUUUUACACAUAUAAGUAGUCUCAAAACUCAUGAAAGGAUUCACACAGGGGAAAAUCCUUUCACGUGUACAGAGUGUGGAAAACAUUUUACACAAAUAAAUAGUCUGAAAAAUCAUGAAAGGAUUCACACAGGGGAAAAGCCUUUCACAUGUAGAGUGUGUGGAAAAUGUUUUACACAAAUAAAUAGUCUGAAAACUCAUGAAAGGAUUCACACAGGAGAAAAGCCGUUCACAUGUAUAGAGUGUGGAAAAAGUUUUACACAUAAGAGUAGACUGAGAACUCAUGAAAAGAGUCACACAGGGGAAAAGCCUUUCACAUGUACAGAGUGUGGAAAAAGUUUUACACUUAUGAGUAGUCUGAAAACUCAUGAAAAGAGUCACACAGGGGAAAAUCCUUUCACAUGUACAGAGUGUGGAAAAAGUUUUACACAUAUGAGUAGUCUGAAAAAGCAUGAAAGAAGUCACACAGGAGAAAAGCCUUUCACAUGUACAGAGUGUGGAAAAAGUUUUACACAAAUAAGUUAUCUGAAUACUCAUGAAAGGAGUCACACAGGAGAAAAGCCUUUCACGUGUACAGAGUGUGGAAAAAGGUUUACAUAUAUGAGUAAUCUGAAAACUCAUGAAAGGAGUCACACAGGAGAAAAGCCUUUCACGUGUGCAGAGUGUGGAAAAUGUUUUAGACAAAUAAAUAGUCUGAAAACUCAUGAAAGGAUUCACACAGGAGAAAAGCCUUUCACAUGUAAAGAGUGUGGAAAAAGGUUUACACAUUUGAGUAGUCUGAAAACUCAUGAAAGGAUUCACACAGGAGAAAAGCCUUUCACAUGUAAAGAGUGUGGAAAAAGGUUUAUACAUACGAGUAGUCUGAAAAUUCAUGAAAGAAGUCACACAGGGGAAAAACCUUUCACAUGUACAGAGUGUGGAAAAAGGUUUACACAUUUGAGUGGUCUGAAAACUCAUGAAAUGAGUCACACAGGGGAAAAACCUUUCACAUGUAAAGAGUGUGGAAAAAGUUAUAGACAUAUAAAUAGUCUGAAAAUUCAUGAAAGGAGUCAGUCACACAAGAGAAAAGCCUUUCACAAGUAAAGAGUGUGGAAAAAGUUUUACACAUAGGUCAUCUGAAAACUGAUGAAAGGGUUCACACAGAAGAAAAACAUUUCACAUGUUUAUAAAGUAGAAAAAGGUAUCCCGUACCAGUCAGGUAUCACAAAACAUAAAAUAUUUAUUUACAAAAUAAACUUUAUACACACUGUGUGGAAACCUUUUAAAAAUUAUCAUAAAGAGGUCUCUAAAAGAAUGGCAUUAUAAAUAAUACUUUCUAAAUCCCCAGUUACAAAAUCUCCAUAUUGAAAGUGCUCUCCUGCUGUCCUUUGUUCCUCUAAACAUGUGCACCUCAGUUUCUCUCAUAUCAAUAUGAUAGAAUCUAAACACCACACAGCAAUAUACAAAUCUGUCCUCAUACUGACCAGUUUACACAACCAUUAAACACCAAAGCACCCCCAGUAUUAUUUAUUAAUAUGCCAGUUUUAGGAGUUGUAUGUUUUGUUUACAUAGGGGAGAAAAUUAUUACAUUUACAGAAUAAAGGGGUCUUUAUAUGAAUAGAAUGCUAGAAAAUUAUAUAAACAAGAUCAGCCUUUAAUAAUUUAUGUGUAGUCUCAUAUAGAAAGAGAAACAAAAGAA
Messenger RNA from Bombina bombina (fire-bellied toad), 5220 nucleotides. Its product is annotated as zinc finger protein 850-like. The transcript has 5 exons. Lineage: Eukaryota; Metazoa; Chordata; Amphibia; Anura; Bombinatoridae. The coding region runs from base 240 to 4625 and encodes 1461 amino acids. Gene Ontology annotation, molecular function: RNA polymerase II cis-regulatory region sequence-specific DNA binding; DNA-binding transcription factor activity, RNA polymerase II-specific. The record is from RefSeq and is a predicted model, not a curated record. Gene Ontology annotation, biological process: regulation of transcription by RNA polymerase II.